Messenger RNA from Spathaspora passalidarum NRRL Y-27907, 935 nucleotides. RefSeq lists its product as uncharacterized. The transcript has a single exon. The coding region runs from base 324 to 809 and encodes 161 amino acids. Gene Ontology annotation, molecular function: zinc ion binding. Lineage: Eukaryota; Fungi; Ascomycota; Pichiomycetes; Serinales; Debaryomycetaceae. The record is from RefSeq and is a predicted model, not a curated record.
UGGGACAAGAUGGUAUUUAAUCUAAUUGUUUUUAGCAAUCUUCGACAUUUGCUAGCAAGGAUUUAGUCAGGUACUUGGGCAUACUGUAUUGUUUCGUUGCACCCGGAUGCCAAUGUUUCAUAAAACCCCCACGUCGCAAAGUACCUUUUUUUUCUACGCCGUACAUGCACUUCCAUGUAUCCUGAUCUGACAUUACCGCAGUGCUGGAAAUACUUAGCGACAAUUUUCCUUUGCAGAAAAAAAAAAAACUAGGGAGGAAACCAAAUACUGACUAAAAACCAUCACUCAAUUAUCAAAUUUAACCCUGUAAAAUUACCACAACAAUGGUUAAAUUCUUAUUAAAAGUUUCAGCGACAUUGGAAAGUGUAACUGAUUUUGAGCCAAUUGAUACUCCAGAACUGCCAUUCGAAUAUACUUUUCAAAUUGAAUGUACCAAAUGUCGUACCACACAUGAUAAAGAAAUUGCCAUAAAUAGAUUUGAAAAACAUGAAAUGUCGGGGUCAAGAGGCGAAGCUAGUUUUGUGUUUAGAUGCAAAGAAUGUAAGCAUGAACAUUCAGCAAGUAUUAUAAGGACAGACAAGAAAUUGACUCCUGAUGAUACUAAACCAGUCCCGAUUUUAGAAAUUGAUGCUCGUGGUAUAGAUUUCCAGAAAUUUUUCACCUAUGGAUAUUUCCAAGCUGUCGGGUUAGAAACUGGAACUAAAUUUAAAGAAAUUGAGUUUGACGAAGGAGAAUGGUACGAUGCUGACGAAAAGACAAAUGAACAAGUUUCAAUUGUAGAUUUAAAUUGGGAGAUUUCAAGAAGUUAAGGUGAGAAAGAGGGAAUAGGUAAAUAUUUAUCUAAAAUAAAACAAUCAAAGUAAAAUUUCCAGCUUUUGUAGUCUUGCAUGAAGAUUAAUUUUCUCGUAUAUGGUGAAUAUAACCAUUAAGGUAUU